This is a messenger RNA of Miscanthus lutarioriparius, 492 nucleotides long. The record is from the annotation of a GenBank genome assembly. NCBI's taxonomy places the organism in Eukaryota, Viridiplantae, Streptophyta, Magnoliopsida, Poales, Poaceae.
AUGGCUUCCCACCAGGCCGGCGAGACCAAGGCCCGCACCGAGGAGAAGACUGGGCAGGCCAUGGGGGCGACCAAGGACACGGCGCAGCACGCCAAGGAGAGCACCAAGCAGAAGCCGUCCGACACCGGCAGCUACCUGGGCCAGACGACGGAGGCCACCAAGCAGAAGGCCGCGGAGGCCACGGAGGCCGCCAAGCAGAAGGCCGCGGAGACGACGGAGGCCGCCAAGCAGAAGGCCGCGGAGACGACGGAGGCCGCCAAGCAGAAGGCCGCCGAGGCCACGGAGGCCGCCAAGCAGAAGGCCGCCCCAGCAGGUUUCUCAUGGCUUCUCUUGUGCUUCGAUUCCCAGGCCACUGAGCAGGUGAAGAGCGCGGCGGCGGGCGCCAAGGACGCGGUGAUGAACACGCUGGGGAUGGGUGGGGACAACAGCAAGCAGGGCGACACCAACACCAACAACAGCAAGGACUCCACCACCAUCACCAGGGAUCACUAG